UAAGCUCUUGCAGAUAACGGUCAAAGUGAGAUUGUGCAGGAUGACGAGUGAGACUUGAGAUGCAAAGAAAUGGAUGAUUCUGUCAACUUGACCUUCACAAGUACUCAGCCUUGUCUAUUCUAGGCGCUGCAUACUUUUGCCACGGAUAUGCAGGUGUCUGCGAAAGUCUCGAGAUGUUGUUUGUCCAAUGUGGAAGCUGCGUGCGGCCAUGUGUUUUGGAAGUCUUUCCGUCAUCGGCAAUGACGGCAGUGAUCGGCGUGACAUUCAGCCAAGUUUCAGCCGCAUCUUGAUGAGCCUCAUCAUUCUUCCACCGCGAAGCUGGAGAGCAACCCGGUGUCUAGCCACUCGCGAUGUGAAAGUCAUCGGGUCUCUGUGCGGUGGACUUCCUCUCUCGUUCCCGAUGCAGCAUCAUCUGCGGUCGUGCCUAUACGCAUACAACGGUCUUCUGACGCGACCGACUCACCGAGCCAUAAGACACAUCGUUUCCAUCAUUGACCGGAUGCUCGCAGUCGCUGUAAGCUCUGCUGUUGAAGGGGUAGGAGAGUGCAGCAGCACAACAGAGCUGUUCUCGCUGCUAAGUCAGGUCUACUCGCAGCGGAAGCGUGGAGCAUGAAAGAGAAGAGACCGUACCGAAUGGUGAUGGGACUUUGUAGCCGAGGUGUGGAUGAAGAACGUGUCUUCACAGUUCCGACAAAUAAUUGUGAUCUUGAUGAGAUGGUCUACAAAGGCCUCAGUCUCAGAUAUAGCAUGUGGGUGAUUGGACGGUGAUGUCGUUAGGCUGCAGCCAUCCUGUGG
Molecule: messenger RNA, 795 nt
Organism: Aureobasidium pullulans EXF-150
Lineage: Eukaryota; Fungi; Ascomycota; Dothideomycetes; Dothideales; Saccotheciaceae
Exons: 1
Coding region: 188-613 (141 amino acids)
Source: RefSeq, a predicted model, not a curated record